AUGGGAAACACAGAGAAGCUUUUGAAUCAGAUCAUGGACUUGAAAUUCACAUCAAAAUCGCUGCAAAGGCAAGCGCGAAAGUGCGAGAAGGAAGAGAAAUCGGAGAAAUUGAAAGUCAAGAAGGCGAUCGAGAAAGGAAACGUGGAUGGUGCUCGGAUCUAUGCUGAGAACGCCAUUCGUAAGAGGACUGAACAGAUGAAUUACUUGAGGCUCGCCUCUAGGCUGGAUGCCGUUGUGGCUAGGCUUGAUACUCAGGCUAAGAUGACUACUAUUAAUAAGUCUAUGGCUUCUAUUGUUAAGUCUCUCGAGUCUACUCUCGCUACUGGUAACUUGCAGAAGAUGUCAGAGACGAUGGAUCAGUUUGAGAAGCAGUUUGUGAACAUGGAGGUACAGGCAGAGUUCAUGGAGAGCUCAAUGGCUGGGUCUACCUCGUUGUCCACACCUGAGGGUGAGGUCAACAGCUUGAUGCAACAGGUAGCUGAUGACUAUGGAUUGGAGGUCUCUGUUGGGCUGCCACAGCCUGCUGCACAUGCAGUGGCAACAAAGUCACAGGAGAAGGUUGAUGAGGAUGAUUUGUCAAGGCGGCUUGCAGAGCUUAAGGCCAGAGGGUAA
This is a messenger RNA of Dovyalis caffra, 612 nucleotides long. Lineage: Eukaryota; Viridiplantae; Streptophyta; Magnoliopsida; Malpighiales; Salicaceae. The record is from the annotation of a GenBank genome assembly.